ACAGGGGAGAGAGAGCGAGAGAAACGGGAGAAAGAGAGAGAGAGGGCAGAGAGACAGGGGGAAGACAGGGGAGAGAGAGCGAGAGAAACAGGGGAGAAAGAGAGAGAGAAGAGAGAGAGAGAGACAGGGGAGAGAGAGCAAGAGAGAGGGGGCAGAGAGACAGGGGAGAGAGAGACAAGAGAGAGAGAGAGAGAGGGGGAAGAGAGAGGUGCGGAGGUGAACGUGCACCUUCCGCUGAUGAUAUCGAUGAUCUGUAUUAUUGACAAGAGAUCGGCGUGUGGAUGCUAGCCCAGGCUAAGUCAGGCUAGCCUAGCAGCAUGGGGCGCGCGUGAUGCUAACCACACAAACAAGGAAGCGGGCGAGGAGCUAACGUGGCUAACUGCUGCUAACACCCCUGCUAAUGUGCCAUCCGGGAGCUGCUACCUCCUAAUAUCCUUUCUAAUGUGCGAUCCAGGAGCAUGCGGGCUGAUACCGAGAGUUGAGCGGCCGGGGGAUGUCGGGCAGUAAGGCGCUUGGAGGCGGGGCUAGGCGCAGGAGGACACGGUGCCGGCGCUGUCAGGCGUGCACGAGGAGCGAGUGUGGCGAGUGUCACUUCUGCAAGGACAUGAAGAAGUUCGGAGGACCAGGACGCAUGAAGCAGUCCUGCCUGCUGAGACAGUGCACGGCGCCCGUGUUGCCGCACACGGCCGUGUGCUUGGCGUGCGGCGAGGCGGGAAAGGAGGACACGGUGGAGUCGGAGGAGGACAAGUUCAGCUGGUGCCUGAUGGAAUGUACCAUCUGUAACGAGAUCAUCCACCCCAGAUGCCUUCAGAUGGGCAAAGCCGAAGGCGUCAUCAACGAGGAGAUCCCCAACUGCUGGGAGUGUCCCAAGUGCCACAAGGAAGGCAAGACCGGCAAGGACCAGGCGGACAUCUUGGGCAAGCGCAGGAUGGACAACGGCGAGGUGGGCCGCUGGAAGCUGACGGACGACCCGCCCCCCAAGAAGAAAGCCCCGCCCUCCCUGGAGGAGGUGGGCAGGUCGGAGGGGGGGCACAAGAGGAAGCGGGAAAAAGACGUGCCCGUGGACAGCGGGCCCAAGAAGAAGAUGAAAAGUGCGCACGAAAAACGUCUGAAAAAGAAACCCAAACAGGAAGUCGAGGAGUCAAACGGCCCCGCUUCUUCAGCCGGAGGGCCGGCUCUGGGCCCCACCUCCUCCUCGUCUCUGACCGCAGACGGCGGGGUGGGGCAAGGGGGGGUCUCGGGCGCAGACCCGCGCUCUCAUCACAGAGAAAAACUGGAACGCUUCAGGAGGAUGUGUCUGCUGGAACGCCGGCCUUCCUCCUCCUCCUCGUCCUCAUCCAGCUCUGAGUCCGACUCCGAGUCCGACUCCGAGGACUCCCUGCAGGAGGAGCAUGGCGGCGGCGGCGGCUCCUCGCCCUGCUCGCCGUCUCUGCCUCCUCCCGUCACCUACGGCAUCAGCAGCGGGAGUCGGGCGGACAAGAGCCGUCGUCUGGCCGAACUGGGCUUCAGCGCCAGCGAGGAGUCUGAGGGCGAGGAGGCGGGAGACAAAGCCCGGCGGCGAGGAGACUCCUCCGUCCUGCCGAGGGGGAGGAAAGGAGCCGAGGAGGAUGACAGGACCAGGAAAAACCUUGCCUCGCUCCUGCCGCCCUCUCCUCUCUCUUCCAAUCAGAUGGCUCCGUCCUCCCAACAUGGCGGCCUGACGGCCAAGCAGCGCAGCAACGGACAGGAUGCGCGCAACGGCCGGACACGAGGAGGCGUGGCGGGCGAGAAGGAGAACGCCAGCAGUCUUUCCAUCAAUCACAGACACAGCGGGGGUGGGGGAGGCGGGACUAAGAGUAACAAGAGUCGUAGCAACAUGAAGAACCAGACCACCCCCGCCUCCAGAAACUUCUCCACCUCGAUCCCCGCCUCCAACGGGGAGGGAGGGGGAGGCGGCUUGAUGAUGUCAGCCAUGGCUGCGUCCCCCUGCUCCCGACCGUCCCGCCUGGCUCCGCGCUCUCACGUAAUGAAGCGCAGCCCGCCCGCCGUGCCGUCGCCGCCACGCCCCGUCCAAAUGGAGAGACACUUGGUGAGGCCGCCUCCCACCUGCCCCGAGCCCAGCUGCCUGCCGCUGGACUCUGGCUCCUCCCAUAUUAUGACGCGUGACGUGUGGCUGCGGGUGUUCACGUACCUCAGUCAGCCGGAGCUGUGCGUGUGCAUGAGGGUGUGUCGCACGUGGAGCCGCUGGUGUUGCGACAAGAGGCUGUGGCGCCAGAUCGACGUGAGCAGACAGCGCUCCAUCACGCCGCCCAUGCUGAGUGGAAUCAUCCGCAGACAACCCGUCUCACUCAACCUGGGAUUCACCAACAUCUCCAAGAAGCAGCUCAUGUGGCUCAUCAGCCGCCUGCCAGGUCUGCUGGAGCUCAACGUGGCGGGAUGCGCGUGGUCGGUGGUGUCUGCGCUGUGUCAGAGCACCUGUCCGUGUCUCAGGUUGUUGGACUUGAGUCGCGUGGAGGACCUGAAGGACUCUCACCUGAAGGAGCUGCUGGCCCCGCCCCCUGACACCAGAACAGGUGAGCGCCGCCCCCUCCAGGUCGCGUCUCCUCUUGACCCACAUGUGAUUGGUGCCCCAGCGCACAGCGAGACGCGAGCGGGGUGCUUCCACAAUGUGACGGAGCUGAGGUUGUCCGGCCUGGACCUGACGGACGCCUCGUCCCGCCUGUUGGUCCGCUACGUCCCCCGCCUGGCCAGGUUGGACCUGAGCCACUGCGCCAACCUGUCGGAUGAGACCGUGCAGACGCUGACCUCCCCCGCCUCGCCGCUUAGAGAGACGCUGACGCACGUCAGCCUGGCGGGGUGCACCAAGGUGACGGGGCAGAGCGCUACUCUGCUCCAGCAGUGCCCCGCCAUCCAGACGGUGGACCUGCGCUCCUGCUCGCUCCUCCCCUCCGAGGCGGAACUGCUGCUGUGCUUACCCCUUCGCCCGUCCUCUUCCUCAGCCGCCGUGCUCGCUGCUUCCACUUCCUGUCCCCCUGAGGACAGGAUGCUGCUAAAGAACAGCUAAACGGCGUCAUUGGACAUGAGCUUCUGAUACUCCAGGUGGGGAGGAAGAAAAGGAAGAAUCCUACCCCUCGGCGUGUACAUACUUGUGGUGUGUACAAAAGUGUGCACGUGUAUAAAUACCUGUCCUUUAUUUACUGUAAAUGAUGUCGCACCCCCACAGCCCCCGACAUUCCCUCCGCUCCCGCAGCCAAUCGUCACGCCUGCUCGCCGGCCUCAGAGCGACAGGAAGUGCUGUCUGUCUUCUUCCACGAUGCUAGGCUAGCUAGCUUAGCUGUGUUGAGUCUGCAUGUUGGCAACCCCCAAGCUAAGCUAGGCUAACCAGCGUGUGCACGCGCGCCACUACCACGGUUCACGUUUUUUGUCGUACGUCGCUCUGUCAGAAGCCAUUCAUCGUCUUUCUCAGGUGCAAGGUUGUUUUCGUCAAAUGGCCACGCCUUCCCUGAAAACGUCUCCUUCAUUUCAACGUUGUAUUCCGGCAGCUAGGCUAGCAGCUGGCUAACAUGUUAGCUUCCGAGCUACACUACAAAUAAGCACGCUUUGCUAGCUCGUUAACGUGUCAACAAAAACUGAGGUCAUUAGCGAACUUCCGGUUUGAUGGAAUGGCGAAAGGAACAAAAGCUCUGGUUGCAGCUUCCGAAAAGUUUGAAUAAGCUUCUUUUUUUUUGUUUUAUUGUUUACUGAAGUCUUUGACUGUUGGUCGGACAAAACUGUGACAAAUGUCUUAUUUGAAUCCCACUGUGUUCGCAGUGUUGUGCCAUAAAGAUGUGUUCUUGACGGUUGUCUCCGUGCUGAAUGGACAAGCUCCUCAAAGCUCUUAUCCAAUCACGCCAGCCGAAUAUUUUUUGUUAUUAUUAUUUUUGUCUAGAUGGAUGUUUUCUACAAAUGCACUGGAUCAUCAUGACCUUCAUCCUUGUUUGCCAAAACGUGUUUUUUCUUGAAAAAAAAAAAAAAGGCAUUUUCUCUUUUUUUUUUUAUACUUUACUUGAGUGUCUGGAAAUGAGGGCAAGAAGGAGAAGCGAAAGAGCAACUCAAGGCAGCUACGUAUGGGUUGACUACUGUAAAAAUGACUAAUAAAGAAACAAUGAGUUGUUGUUUUUU
Messenger RNA from Nerophis ophidion (straightnose pipefish), 4140 nucleotides. Its product is annotated as F-box/LRR-repeat protein 19-like. The coding region runs from base 494 to 3043 and encodes 849 amino acids. Gene Ontology annotation, biological process: protein demethylation; regulation of transcription by RNA polymerase II. NCBI's taxonomy places the organism in Eukaryota, Metazoa, Chordata, Actinopteri, Syngnathiformes, Syngnathidae. The record is from RefSeq and is a predicted model, not a curated record. The transcript has 10 exons. Gene Ontology annotation, molecular function: DNA binding; zinc ion binding; transcription coregulator activity.